GCGAUUCAGGUUUUCCUAUUUUAAUUAAAUUUGCAAUAUUUGAGGAAUCAUUGAAUUUACUAAGUUGGAUUUGAGUGAUUUGAAGUUGUAAAUUUUAGCGGGGAUAGGUAGAUACCUGUGGCGGAAAUAAUUGGAGUUAGAGAAAUCAUCUACUAGCCAAAUUUGGUAGCGAAAUUGAUUAAACCAAUCGGCAAUCGGCAAUCGGCAAUCGGCAAUGAGCCGACGUGAACCGGGCAGAUGUGGUCGUCAUCAUCAUCAUUAUAUAAAACGCGACUUCAAAUUUCAAAAGCUUCUGAACGGGCAGCCGUCGCGCGGAGGUGGCCCUACGCCGCUCUCAACAGGCGCCAACUUUAAUCCUUUCCAAAACCCUUAUUUACAACAUCACAAUCCUAACGUUCAGUUCCAGGCUCAGCUUUCGAGGAUCGAUAAGGCAGUGCUGAAGGCUCACCGCGAAAUUCUCGCAACUGGAGAGGUUGUGUCAGCAUGGAAAGCGUCGCAAGCAGCUCUGCUAAUACUUCAGGCUGACACCUGGGACUCUUUGGGUUUCCAAAUGCAGCAAGUGCCCUCUCUUCACCGCCUUAUGCUCACCGAAGGAAAGAUUAAUGCCUUCAUUCACUGCUUUGUUGGCGCUCGAAGAAUUACAACAUUGCAUGAUUUGGAAAUUGCAAUAUGCAAUACAGAGGGGGUUGAUCGGUUUGAAGAUCUGGAAUUGGGGCCUUUGGUGAAACACCCAUUAAUUAUACAUUAUUUUUCUCUCUGUGCUGAUGCCACAGAAGUGUGCAGAAUAACAAGUGAAGAGAUAGUGCCAUUGCUUUCUGAGUUCAUGGAUAUCAAUAAACAAAGAUAUGUAGAAAUUGAGGAGCUUUUGGAUUUUAUUGCAAAGAAGAAAUCUGUAACAGCCAAGGAAAAGCUUGGUGUGCGAAUUCAGAGCUUGGGGAUGCAUAUCACAUUAAUCCGACAAGCAUGGAGGUUAGAAAUCACCUCCGUUACUGAAGAAAUUACACGGUUGGGAUUUAGUAAGAGUAGUAAACAAUCCAAAAGAAAGAGAAAGUAUAGUAAUAUUCAGAGUCCUGUUACUUCACCUCAAAAAGUGUGCAAAACAAAAAGGAUCCAAACACCAUUCAGUAGGAAAGAGCAGACAGAAAGUUCUGGCAAAAAGAAUAAAAUGCUAGUGAAGCUUACUAGCUCAUAUAGCAGUGAUUCAAUGAAGAUGUUCAUUACCACUUGGAAGGAGACAUGUCAAGCAAACAAUGUGGAUGAGGUGUUUGAGAAGAUGAUGCAAUUUUAUAAUACAAGGAAGAGAACAACAGCAAGAAAAUUGUUUUACUUAGACCCAUUUGUUGGCUUGCUUCAUAUUGCUGUAACAUCUAUUAAAAAUGGAAUGUGGGAUAGCAUCUAUGAUACCUUCCAAAGUUUCAGCCAACUUGAUGUAGCAACCACAGUUUCUGAGAAUUGUUCUGGUUUUAUAUCCAUUGAUGUUGAAUCACCUAGAAGGAAAGUAUCCAGUCUUCCUCCAAAACUUUUGGCAGCUGAACAUGGUGUCUCAGUUGAGGACAUUGUGGGCAAAAUUUCUGCAUAUCUAGAGAUUGACAAUGACAUGUUUAACUCCACUAGUUCAUGUACAGAUAAGUUCAUUAUCCUGAGGAAACUCUGUAAGCUUGAAUCUUGGCUGUCGGAGCAGGUUUCUACUAAGGGAUUUGAGUCGCUUGGUUAUGGGGAUAUAUGGUCAUUCAUGGAAAAACACAUGCAUCUUUCUGUACAUGCUUUGCUAAAGAGCUUGAGAGGUGAUACUUCUGAGAAUAUUCCUUUGAAGGCCUCAAUGCUUGAGCUUCAGUUGGAUGUUUUACUAUCACAGGCUUUGCACCGGUUAUUGGACAAUGAAAAGUUAAACAUGAAAAAGGUUUCAGAGUUGCUAGCUAGACAAUUUCCUUUAGUAUGUUUUCAGUUGGUACAGAGUGAUUCAUUGGUAGUGUUUGAUGAUAUUACAAAGGAGAAAGCUGAUAUGAGCUCGAAGUGUGUAAUAUUUUCUGAAACUUUGUUGAAAACUGAUGCAUUGAGUAAAAGUGGGAGAAAUAUCUCAGAAACAUCUGGCUUGGAAAUUAAUAUAGGAGGUGAAGCUGGUUUUCAUAGUAUGUUAACAUCCAAAGAUGCUAUUAAAGUUUUGCUCAAUGCUCCAAUGCUGACAGAUCUAAGCUUGUGGUCACACUGGGACAUUGUAUUUGCUCCUUCGCUUGGUUCUCUUGUUGGUUGGUUGUUGAAAGAUGUUAAUAACAAACAGUUGUUAUGUUUGGUGACAAGAGGUGGAAAAGUAAUUCGGGUAGAUCAUGCAGCAACCACUGAUUCAUUCUUAGAAGUUAUUCUGCAAAGAUCUCCUUUUGAAACAGCAGUGAAGCUGUUAUCUUUGUUAGCUUUAUAUGGGGGUGAACAAAAAAUUCCUUUGGCCCUCCUAAAAUGCUACACUCGCAAGGCAUUUGAAGUUUUCUCAAAAAAUUCUUUGGAGAUGGAUUCAAUUGAUAAUCAGAGUAUGCCAAUUGGUUCAAAUACUGGCUCACUGAGAAGUGAGACCAAAGUUGGAAGAGCCAAGUCUGUUGCAUCAAGAUUUAUACUUGAUUGUCUGGACUAUCUACCUGUUGAGUGCUGCUCUUUUGCUGUUGAUAUUUUGCUCUCUGGUUUGCAGCAGUUUACGAAAGAUGCUCCUUCAGCUGUGCUGGAUGAAUGCAAAAAGAUUAAACAGCGUGUCAUGCUUCAUGAAAUAGGGUUUUCACUCGGUAUUGUGGAAUGGAUUAAUGAUUACCACACAUUUUCUGCUUCAUCAUCAGUGACUAGCUUAUCAAUGUAUUCUGAAUCUUCAUGCCUACAAGACAACAAGCCUGAGCUAAACACCAACUCAAAUCUAUUGCAAGUAGUAUCAAAGAAAAGUCCCUUUUCUGAAGUUAAAAAUGAUUUCUCCUUUGAGACAAUGCUGCAUGAUGGAGAUCAUAGAGAAAUGAGUCACAUUAAUAAUACUUCUGCUGUUUCUGUUGAUUUUUUGGGUGGAGGUCCCCCACAUCACUUGUAUGACCUUGACCUUGCUCCAGCCCAGUUUAUUGAAUCUAUCAGGCAGGAAGAAUUUGGUUUGAAUCCAGAUAUUUCAUCUGUUGAAAGUGAAUUAUUGAAUAAGCAACAUGCCCGGUUAGGCAGAGCACUCCACUGUCUCUCACAGGAGUUGUAUUCUCAGGAUUCACAUUUCCUUCUGGAACUGGUUCAGAAUGCUGAUGACAACGUCUACCCUGGGAAUGCUGAACCCACAUUGACAUUCAUUCUUCAGGAUAGUGGCAUUGUAGUGCUAAACAAUGAGCAAGGAUUUUCUGCCAAAAACAUCAAUGCACUUUGUGAUGUUGGGAAUUCCACAAAGAAAGGACAUAAUUCUGGAUAUAUUGGGAAGAAAGGCAUUGGUUUCAAAUCAGUGUUUCGGGUCACUGAUGCUCCAGAAAUUCAUUCCAAUGGUUUUCAUAUUAAGUUUGAUAUAACUAAGGGACAAAUAGGUUUUAUUUUGCCAACUCUUGUUCCUCCUUGUGACAUUGAUUUGUAUACCAGACUGGUUUAUACAGAUACUGAGCCCAUCACUUCUAACUUCUGGAAGACAUGCAUUGUCCUCCCUUUUAGAUCAAGCAUGUUAGAAGAUUCUGCUAUAAAUAACAUUGCAUCGAUGUUUUCAGAUCUUCACCCAUCUUUGCUUCUUUUUCUUCACCGCCUUCAAUGUAUCAAGUUCCGAGACAUGCUCAGUAAUUCAUUUAUUGUUAUGAGGAAAGAAGUAAUCGGCGAUGGGAUUGUUAGAGUUUCCUGUGGUAAGGAGAAAAUGGAUUGGCUUGUGGUAUCCCAUGAAUUACAGGCUGAUGUAAUUCGUUCUGAUGUGCAAACAACAGAAAUAUCCAUGGCUUUUACAUUGCAGGAGACAGUUGAUGGAAACUACAACCCUUACCUGAACCAACAGCCUGUUUUUGCUUUUCUUCCUCUGAGAAAAUAUGGCCUGAAGUUUAUUAUUCAGGGUGACUUUGUUUUGCCUUCCUCCAGGGAAGAAGUUGAUGGAGAUAGCCCUUGGAAUCAGUGGCUACUUUCUGAAUUUCCUGACCUGUUUAUUAAUGCAGAAAAAUCAUUUUGCAAUCUUCCAUGCUUUAGAAAUAAUUUAGCAAAGGGUGUUGCAGCAUAUAUGAGUUUUGUUCCCCUUAUAGGGGAAGUGCAUGGAUUUUUCUCUAGUCUUCCUCAGAUGAUUCUUUCUAAAUUGCGGAUGUCCAACUGCUUGAUUCUAGAGGGUGAGGAGAAUGAGUGGGUUCCUCCUUGCAAAGUUCUGAGAAAUUGGACUGAACAGGCUCGCACUCUUUUGCCUGAUAGCUUGCUUCGUGAGCAUCUUGGCCUUGGUUAUUUGCAUAAAGAUAUAGUUUUAUCUGAUUCAUUAGCAAGGGGUCUGGGCAUUGAAGAAUAUGGACCCAAAGUUCUUAUCCAGAUUUUAUCUUCCUUGUGCUGUAUGGAGGAUGGCUUGAAAUCCAUGGGCUUGCCUUGGCUAUCAGCAUGGCUAAAUUCCAUCUAUAUGAUGUCAUCCUCAAUCUCUAGGCAAAGUUCACCUGAAUCUGGGAUAGGAUCAGAUCUCAUAAAGACCCUGAGAAAAAUUCGAUUUAUUCCUCUUUCAGAUGGCAAAUUUAGCUCAAUUGAUGAAGGUCCUAUUUGGUUGCACGCUGAUGCAUUGAGCACUGGCGUUAGUGACAAGUAUGGACUAGACAAUUUCCCAAGGUUGUAUGCUGGACUUAGAGUUGUGAAUUCUGCCCUAUUUUCUGCAGAUACAGCUUAUGAAACAUUGUGCUUUCAAGGAUAUACUGUAGAAAACAUAUCAAGGAUGCUGUAUAGAGUUGGUGUCCAGCAGUUAUCUGCACAUGAAAUAAUAAAGAUGCACAUUCUACCUUCUUUUUCUGAUGGUCAACACACCUUAGCACAUAAUGAACUAAUGACUGAUUAUCUUUCUUUCUUGAUGUUCCACCUACAAUCAAACUGCCCCAUCUGUCAUCUGGAAAGAGAUCUUAUCAUUGGUGAAUUACGUAACAAAGCUCUCAUUUUAACAAAUCAUGGUUACAAGCGAUGUGCAGAGGUUCCAAUCCAUUUUAGCAAAGAAUAUGAGAAUCCUAUUGAUAUGACGCAGUUAGUAAUGGGAAUUAGUGUGGAGUGGCUUGAAGUACAUAAUAUCUAUCUAAAGCAUCCAAUUACACAAUUGCUGCCAGGAGGAAUUUCAAAGUGGAGAAACUUCUUCAUGGAAUUGGGAAUCACUGAUUUUGUUCAAAUUGUUCAGGUUGAGAAAAGCAUUGCUGAUCUAUCUCCCAUAGUUCUACAGAAUAUAACAUGGGAUAAGGACUUAAUUUCUGGAGGAUCAAAUGUCAAAGAUUGGGAAUCUAUAGAAUUGGUUCAUUUGCUAUCACAACUGUCUGCUAAUCAUGAUAAAGAGAAAUCAAAGCAUAUUUUGGAGAUCCUUGAUUCAUUAUGGGAUGAUUGUUUCAGUGAUAAAGUCAAAGGUUUCUUUUUUAGUUCCAAUGGAGAAAAGAAAGUCUUUGAGUCAUCAUUUGCCACCAGUCUCUGUAAUGCACGGUGGAUUGCCUCGAGCAUGGAUGAUGAGCUCCACCACCCCAAAGACUUGUUCUAUGAUUGUGAAGCAGUGCAUUCAAUUUUGGGUGCCUUUGCACCUUAUGCUGUUCCAAAGGUGAGGAGCAAGAAGUUGGUGAGUGCCAUUGGUUUGAAAACUCAAGUUACAGUUGAUGAUGCUUUGUCUAUUCUUAAGGUUUGGACAAGAUCUGAAUCAUCUUUUACGGCCAGGUUGUCACAAAUGUCUAAAUUCUACACAUUCAUAUGGAAUCAAAUAGCUACUUCUGAGCUACAAGUCGCGAAUGAUUUAUGUGAUGAUCCUUUCAUAUUUGUCCCACACAUAUCUGAUUCUUCGCCUGAGGAUACUGUAUCUGGUGUAUUUUUAUCACGUAAAGAAGUCUAUUGGCACGAUUCAACGAGUUUUACUGACCAAAUGAAAAUGGUCCGUCCUGAACGUGUCACGGGGUUGACUCAAUGCCCUGUUGCUAAAAUGUUAUGUGGUGUGUAUCCUAGCCUCCAUGAUUUUUUUGUGAAUGUGUGUGGAGUGGAUGAGUUCCCUUCUUUCCAUGGCUACCUUCAGAUUUUGAUGCAGUUGUCAGCUGUUGCUUUACCUUCAGAGGCAGCCAAGACUGUUUUCCAGGUAUUUCUGAAGUGGUCUGAAGAAUUGAAAUCAGGUUUGCUUAGCUCUGAGGAUAUCAAAUGCUUGAAAGAUAAUCUUUUGCAGAAGGACUUUAUGGUGCUUCCUACAGUACAGGAUAAAUGGGUAUCUUUGAAUCCUUCUUUUGGCAUCAUCUGUUGGUGUGAUGAUGAUAGGUUAAAGAAAGAAUUCAAGCAUUAUGAAAACAUUGAUUUUUUAUACUUUGGAGAACUUGUUAGCGAGGAAAAGGAGUUGCUUCACUCAAAGGUCUCAACUCUCAUGCAAAAGCUAGGCAUCCCUCCAAUUUCUGAGGUUGUAAUUCGUGACGCAAUAUAUUAUGGUGUGUCUGACCCUAGCUUUGUUGCUUCACUGGUCAACUGGGCUCUUCCAUAUGCUCAGCGCUAUAUAUACACCAAUCAUCCCAAAAGAUUUUCUCAGCUCAAGCAAUCUGGAUUUGAGAACCUGAGAUGUCUAAAGAUUGUUGUUGUAGAAAAGUUAUUCUACAGAAAUGUGAUUAAAGGAUAUGAAAUGCGAUCCAAGAUAAGGUUCGAGUGCAGCUCUCUUCUAAAGGACACUGUAUUGUAUGUUUCUCGAGAAUUAGAUUCACACUCUUUAUUUAUGGAACUUUCUCGCUUUAUUGGUGGUGGAACCCCUGAUCUCAACUUGGCCAAUUUUCUUCACAUGAUCACAACCAUGGCAGAAUCAGGUUCAACUGAGGAGCAGACUGAAUUCUUCAUUAUAAAUAGCCAGAAAAUGCGGAAACUCCCUGAAGGAGAACCUGUUUGGUCCCUUUCAGAUAGCGCGUUUUCAAUGGAAAAUGAGGCAGUGGUGACUAGCUUUGAAUCCAGAGCAACUAAUGCACCAAAUCCAGCCAAGUUCAAGAAGAAACCAGGGAUAAAUUCUAAUUGGCCACCUGCAGACUGGAAAACUGCAUCUGGUUUUUAUUCUUCCCGUGCAUUUAAAUUAAAAACACAAGCAGGCAGUGGUGACCAAGUUUUAAGGGAGGAUGAGGUGGCAGAAAUUAUGAGGCAUCCAGAAAAACAUCCUCUUGCCCCAGUUGAGAUCAAUUAUAAAGGAUUCAUUGAAGAAAAUUCAACAUCAAGUUUACCUGGGGCGGCGGGUGCACAAGAUGCUGGAAUUUCAGAAGAUGGAGGUCAGCUAUCUCUCAGCCCAGCCGAUGCUCAACAGGCACUUUUAAUAGGUAGACUAGGAGAAUUUGUUGCUUUCAAAUACUUGAGCGGAAAAGUUGGUAAAGCAUUUGUGAAGUGGGUGAACGAAACUUUUGAGACUGGGCUGCCUUAUGACCUUGUAGUGGGAGAUGAGGAAUACAUAGAAGUGAAGGCAACCAAAAAUGUCAGAAAGGAUUGGUUGAAAAUAUCCGCAGGGGAGUGGCAAUUUGCCGUUGAAAAGGGUGAACUUUACAGCAUUGCACAUGUCAUAUUAUCAGCUACUAAUACAGCUACAGUCACAGUAUACAAAAAUCCUGCCAAACUCGUCCAGCUUGGUAAGCUGCAGUUAGCCAUUACAAUCAAUUAACUUUUAUUCUUCGAUAUUGCCCAGAAUGCUGAAAUUCUGAGGAUCCUUCACUAAACGAGUGAGAUCCGAAGAAAACAAACUCUAUUUACUAGACAGGUGAUGGGGAUAUGAGCAGUGUUAGAUUUUUUGAUAUAGGAUACUGAGCUUGAUUCAUUGCGGUGACUUUUCAUUUGGAGAUGUAUCAUUUGGUAAAUCUGUUCAAGUAUAUAAAGAUCCCUGGCUGCCUGAUACUAUAUGCCCUAUGGUGCAAUCUGAGGCUCAAACAGGAAUUACGGGACUUUUUUUAUGGGGCAUACUGAUGAGAAAUGUUGUGAGUUGAUAAUGGUGUGCUGGAGCCUACAAAGUCUGGAGUCAAAAGAGCUCAUCACCGUAUGGUAACCUGCGAGAGGCCAAUUUUUCUUUUACAUGGCUGGGGGACAGCCACAAUAAAAUUACCUUCUGGGGAGGUCCGUUUGAUAUCCAAAAACUGCUCAGCAACAGUCGCCGGCUCAUUCUUCAACAGGCACGCGGUCAAAGCCAAGGCUCCUCCCACUGUUUGGGAGCUUACGGUUUCAUGUUCUAUUUCACUCCCCGCUUUCAGUAACGUGCACAACAAUCGGAAUUUGACCUCCUGGGGAUUAAAGAAAAGAGGGGGUCAAUAAUCAAUAAAAAAAAAAAAAAGAGCUGUUAAUUAAUCCAUUCGAUUUCUAAAAAGGAUUACUAAUCCUGAACUUUUCGAAGAAUCCUUCAUCAGUGGUUGUGAAUGACUGAUUUUGGAUAUGCUAUUUUGGAGUCAAUCUAGUAGGAAUAGGUCUCCAUAGUUAUGGUUCAUUUCCAUCAACAUCCAGUUGAAUUCAAAAAACGCUAGGCGAAUAGAGAUCAAAGGAAGAAUAGAGAUAAUAAUGCCUUGGUGGCUGAAUGGGAAAAACCUCAUGAUGGUUGGCUUAAGUUGAAUGUCGAUGCGGCAAUUGACACGACAGGUAGAAAGAUGGGCUUUGGAUGUGUUUUGCGCGACCAAAAUGGCGGCUUUGUUAUGGCGAAGAAAGUUCCAUGGAAAGGAGCAUUCAAUCCAAAGGUGGCAGAAGCUAUAAGCAUUAGGGAAGCUUUGUCAUGGAUGAAGAAUUCUGGUCUGGACAACAUACAAGUUGAAACGGACGCCAAGAGGUGCUGAAUGGUCUCAAAACGAAUCCCUCUUUCGAUUUGAUACUUAUGGAUGUAUUAGAAAAACAGUUUACAACCAUUUGCUUUUUACAUGUUAAACGAUUUGUGAAUAUGGUGGCUCAUUUACUAACUAAGAGUGUCAUAUCUAAUAAAGAUUGUAUGGAGUGGUUCACCAGUCGUUA
Molecule: messenger RNA, 9099 nt
Organism: Ipomoea triloba (trilobed morning glory)
Lineage: Eukaryota; Viridiplantae; Streptophyta; Magnoliopsida; Solanales; Convolvulaceae
Product: protein NO VEIN-like
Exons: 13
Coding region: 215-7777 (2520 amino acids)
Biological process (GO): root development; leaf vascular tissue pattern formation; embryo development ending in seed dormancy
Cellular component (GO): nucleus
Source: RefSeq, a predicted model, not a curated record